Molecule: messenger RNA, 713 nt
Organism: Tripterygium wilfordii
Lineage: Eukaryota; Viridiplantae; Streptophyta; Magnoliopsida; Celastrales; Celastraceae
Product: squamosa promoter-binding-like protein 3
Exons: 2
Coding region: 76-489 (137 amino acids)
Biological process (GO): flower development
Cellular component (GO): nucleus
Molecular function (GO): DNA binding; DNA-binding transcription factor activity
Source: RefSeq, a predicted model, not a curated record
UUAACCUAGCUACUGAGUUCUUUUUUCUCCUUGAUUUUCCUAGCUCCUCCUCUUGCUUGGAUCUAAGAACUGAUAAUGGCGACAAGCAGAGCAGAAGGAAAGAGGAGCUUGAGGGAGAUUAGCGAGGAAGAUGAAGAGGAGACCGAAGACGAAGACACUGGAGAGGAUGAUAAGAACAAAAAAGGGAAGAAAGGGUUGUCAUCCGGUUCAAGCCGCUCAACGCCAGUUUCUUGUCAGGCAGAUUAUUGUGAUACCAAUCUCAGUAAUGCUAAGCCGUACCACCGGCGUCACAAGGUCUGCGAAUACCAUGCCAAGGCUCCCGUUGUCGUUGUUGCCGGAAUACAACAGCGCUUCUGCCAGCAAUGUAGCAGGUUCCAUGAACUACUGGAAUUUGAUGACAGUAAAAGGAGUUGUCGACGGCGUUUGGCAGGCCAUAACGAGCGGCGCCGGAAAAGCUCAUCUGAAUAUCAGGGAGAAGGCUCAAUCUGAGCAGAGGAUUAUUAAUGGGGAAGUGGCCGGGUAAACUCUGCUCGACUCAUAUUAAUGGCGUCCCAAAAUAAUUUAUGAGAUCGACUAAGAUCUCUAUCUAAACCAUGCUCUCUCUCUUCUGUCAAUUGUAAGCUGUCGUUGAGCAGCUAUUCACUAUCUUUCAAUAAAUAAAAAAAACCUGCAAUCUAUAUAUAAUUAUGCGAAGCUACAUAUUUUGAUUUCCA